Molecule: messenger RNA, 399 nt
Organism: Penicillium robsamsonii
Lineage: Eukaryota; Fungi; Ascomycota; Eurotiomycetes; Eurotiales; Aspergillaceae
Exons: 2
Coding region: 1-399 (132 amino acids)
Source: RefSeq, a predicted model, not a curated record
AUGAACCCAAAUCACUUUCAGGUCUUUGAUCUUUCCCUGUUUGGCAAAUCACCCACAACUGACAUUUUGCUCCUCUCAAUUUCUAUCUCUCCCUUUCCUCCCUUGCCUUCUCUUACCUCUCCUACCUCUCCUAUCUUCAAGGUUGGGUACAUUUCGGAUGCUGCCAACUCCAAAUCGUGUGCCCAUUGUGCGAAGCAACAUAAGGUUUGCGAAUCUGUUCCCGAGGGUAUUGAGGGUAACCGUUUUGAGAUCUUGUCCCUUCUCGCCUGGCCCGAACACAUCUGGUUGACUUCUGAGGGUGAAUAUGGUGCUUUUCUUGAUCAGCGUGAUGGGGAUGGUGACCCUGUCGAGUUCGCCUUGCCUGAGGACCUAAUAAUGGCCGUUUUGGAGGCAGUUUGA